This is a messenger RNA of Aspergillus puulaauensis, 2037 nucleotides long. Its product is annotated as putative C6 transcription factor. Gene Ontology annotation, cellular component: nucleus. Bases 1 to 2037 code for a protein of 678 amino acids. The transcript has 6 exons. Gene Ontology annotation, molecular function: zinc ion binding; DNA binding. Gene Ontology annotation, biological process: DNA-templated transcription. The record is from RefSeq and is a predicted model, not a curated record. NCBI's taxonomy places the organism in Eukaryota, Fungi, Ascomycota, Eurotiomycetes, Eurotiales, Aspergillaceae.
AUGUCUUUUGCCCAGCGGAAACAACAGGAAGAACCCCAAACCCAGAGUGACUCCUCCCCAUCAUCAGGGCCUCCGUCUAGUUUAUUGUCAAGAGAACAGCCAGCGACGCUGACGACCCCUUCGCCACCUAAGCCUGAAGGAUCUGAACCUGAAAAUGAAGGUUCCCCUCCCGGAGGGGUUGGAAAGUUGCUUGUUAAAGAUACCGGGACAAGCUAUAUCGACAGCGCGCAUUGGAAAGCUAUCCUUGAAGAAAUAAACGAGUUUAAGGAGUCAUUGGAAGACGAUGAUGAAUUAUCAGAUGAAGAAGUCCUCGAGAAUGAUGGUUCCAAUGACAUGGAGCCAACAAUUUGGUUUGGGAUAAGCAAACAAUUAAGCAAGGAGGAACUGCUAUCUGCUAUACCACCUCGGCCAGUAAGCGACAGGAUGGUAUCCAAUUUUAUGAACUCAAAGGAGCCUAUAGUUGCGAUCCUCCAUGUUUCAACCUUUCAAAACGAGUAUAAUAAGUUCUGGUCCAACCCACAACAAGUUUCUCUUCCAUGGCUUGGAAUGUUAUACUCAAUCCUGACACUAAGCACUUUGUUUUACCAACGCGUUGGGGACCCGAUACAUGGUCUUGCUGGAGAUUACACCGAGAUCUGCAAUAUCUUCAGAAAGAGAAGUGCACAUUGCCUUGUCCAGUCCAAUUAUAUUGUUGCAGGACAGUACAAAGUUGAAGGACUGUUCCUCUAUACCAUGGGAGAGUUCUACAAAAGACAUGAUGUCAAAUCAGGAGUCCCUUACCUUUUAGGUAUUACGAUCAAACUAGCUAUGCAGAUGGGCUAUCACAGGGAUCCACAACAAUUCCCAGCUAUAUCUGCUUAUGAAGGAGAAAUGAGAAGGCGUACAUGGGUGUUCCUCUGCCAGCUUGACGCUUUGAUUUCAUUUGAGGUCGGCGUUCCCCGGACAAUACAAGACUGGCAAUAUGACACGGAGCUACCACGUAACCUGUCCGAUCAAGACUUCAACGAAGGAACAUUGCACCUUCCUCCAUCACGGCCGUUGAGUGAGAUAACCACGUCGACGUACGUCAUUUCUAAGUCUCGCUUAAUGAUUAUAUUGGGGAAAAUUCUGGAUAUGGCAUUUUCGCGGAUACCAGUGACAUAUGAGGAGACCCUUGAAGUCGACCGAAGACUGGAAGAAGCAAAUAGUCUAGUUCCUCCUGCAUAUAAGAUUCGACCCAUUAACCAGUCCCUUGCGGACCCCCCGGAGUUGAUAUUCCAGCGAUUUACCCUUUUGAAUGUAUACCAGAAGGCUCGCUGCGUUCUUCAUCGGAGGUACCUGGGAGAGGAGCAUACAAACAUGCGGUACGCAUACUCGCGGAUGGUAUGCAUAAGUGCAUCCAAAAAGAUCCUACAGGUUCAUGCAGACCUACACCGUGAAAUCCAACCAGGAGGCCUGCUGUAUCGGAACAGUCUAUUCCCCAACUCAAUCCAAUAUAACGACUAUCUCCUCGCGGCCAUGAUCCUUUGCAUGGAACUGUCAUAUAACCACGCUGCUGGACCCGCAGGGCCAAAGAAUGAUGAUAUGGCUGUCGUGGUCAAGGAUCGGGACGAUCUAAUAUUUACACUAGAAGAUUCACACCAAAUACUCAAGGACCUGAGCCAACAAUCUGCAGAUGCUCAAAAAGCUCACGCAGCAUUAACAAUCAUGCUCCGCAGAGUAAAGGGCGGCCUGCAUACUAUACCACCACCAAAAACAAAUAUACCAAGUGCGACAACAACAAACAGCCAGGUUACUGAAUUAUUUAAUGCGCCACCACCACCAUAUGAUGCUUGGUCGAAACUAGACACAUCAACUUUGGACAACCCACUAUUCCCUGCAAACAUGGUGCCAGAGUCUAUACCUGCUAUAGGUGCAUCGCCAUACGGGUCUCUUGAUGUGAUUGGGGAAAUGCUUGAUACACCUGCUAAUCUUGACUGGCAACUUUGGGACCAACAAAUUCAGAAUCGGGAAAAGUUUAUGAAUAUGGAUAGUAAUGAUUUGUGGUAUAUGCAAUAA